AUGGACGUUAGUGCAUCGUCAAGUAUUUGUAUGUCUCCUGUUAAUCCUGAAAAAGCUCAUAAGAGAAUCAAACAGCCUUUAAAAUGGAAAAGAAACGUCGCUAAACGAUUGAAGUAUUCUGCCAAAAGUUUACCUACUUUUUUAGAAUGUGAACAUAAAUCCAAAGCAUUUAUGUGUGCUACGUUGAAAAUGAGGGACUUAUUCAAAUUUCACAACAAUUUUCAUGAAAACUUGACAAAAAUUAGUCAAGACAACUUUAUCCUUAAAUAUAUGUCACUACUACUUAUAAAAGGCAGGAGACCUAAAAACGGCAAUGGACGGGAAAAACGGGAAAUGCAGACAAAAUUCACUAUUCAAGGUUCUGACUAUCAUUGCGUACCUGUAUGUCAAAAGACAUUUUGA
This is a messenger RNA of Psylliodes chrysocephalus, 402 nucleotides long. Lineage: Eukaryota; Metazoa; Arthropoda; Insecta; Coleoptera; Chrysomelidae. The record is from the annotation of a GenBank genome assembly.